Didymodactylos carnosus is the source of this 4166-nucleotide messenger RNA. The record is from the annotation of a GenBank genome assembly. Lineage: Eukaryota; Metazoa; Rotifera; Eurotatoria; Philodinida; Philodinidae.
AUCCACAAGCAUCCUAACCAGCAUCCCAACAUCGAAUAUCAUCACAACGACAUCAUCACUCAAGUUGACAUUUGGUUCGAUAGUUAUAAUUGGGGAUGAAACAACACUUUUAUGACGGAAAUUAGCCACCAACGGGCGUCUCAACAUCCAACCAUCAAGAGGCUUACAGCAUCAAACUCAAGACGCGUGAUUAAAAAAAGAAAAAGAGGAAAAAAAAAAACAGUAGAUGAGCGGGACGCUCAUCUUGUAGGAAUGGGCGUGUUAGGAAGCGUAGAAAAUCUCAUUCUCUGACGUAAUGUUCUCGUUCCCUGAUGUAAAUAUCUUUUGUUAAUAAAAUAUGAAAACAUAAUUCAUUAUUGGCACUGACACAAAGAAGGAUACAAGUUACGUAUAAAACGCUGCGUAACAUGAUUCCGAUAUUUUCAGUGCAAUCGCUUUGAUGUCCAGUACGCAAUUCUGUACUGCUAGUAGACAGCGUAAAAUGAGUCUCGGAUGGAAUGUCCAGAUACCGCUUAUACUAUAGCGGAGAUCGUUUACAAUGAAACAGGAUUUUCACUGAAAAAUUUUUCAGUAAAGAAUUGGAGUUUGGGUGGAUAUGGAAGCAGAAAAAAUGUGAAUAUGAACGUGAGUGUGCGCCUGUGAUUCAUGUUGUGUCAUGCCUAGCUAUAGUAAAUAAUAUUUGUCUCGCGAAUCUGAUGUCAUUUCGGCUGCUAGGCCUUUCUGGCGCACAUUGAGCAUUUUUCAAUAGAGCAUCUCGUUUUCUUGAGUAAAUUAAUGAUUAUUUUGGCAUAAUAUGGUCUUAUUAUACGUCGGAUAUUAAUAAAAGUAAAAUAACUCCAAUUCGGAAAAAACGUUUUUUUCGAUUAAAAUAUCCUCACCCAGCCUUGUUGUGAAUUUUUGUCAAAAAAUAUUUUAUUUGUAAAAUUAACAAAUUAUACACCAUUCAAUGCAAUUUUUCAUGCUGAUUCUGAAUAUUGCACUAAUUUUCAAUAAAAGUGUUUAAUGGCUGAGAAAAAUGGAAAAUACCUCAAAAUCCAGGGCUUUUUGGAAAGUCUAUAACUCGACUUCGAUAAAUAUGUACACUUUUGUGAGAAGAAAUGACACCGAGCAUUUUCGUAACCACUUUUGUGCACACUAUAGGAUUUGCGUUGAAACGGUUAUUCGCUGAUUUUUGGAUGUAGAGAUAAGUUCCAUCAAUUACGACGCAAACCUGAUCGUCAUAAUAGAUCUUUUGAGUGAUCUGAUCUAUUUGAACGGAUCUUCUGAAAAGUAUACUACGGGGGUACACAUAAGUCUUCAAGGCCUAUCAUAUAGGAGUACCUUCAAGUCCUCAAGGGCCAUACUACAGGGUAUCCUCAAGUCCUCAAAGUCUAUACUAUAGGGGUACCCUCAAGUCUUCAAGGGCUAUUCUAUGGGGGACCCAUAGAUCUUCAAGGUCUAUACAAUGGGGGAACCUAUAAGUCCUCAAGGGCUAUCCUAUGAGAGUAUCGAUAAGAAAGUAUGCAACAGCUGAAGCUCAUGGGAGCUCUGUUGUUGACUAACUCGAAACCCUUGUCAACUUAUGGAUACUCCUAUACGAUAGCCUUUCAGGACUUAUGGACAUCUCCAUAAUAUAUACCAUAGGACCUAUGGAUACUCCCCAAGUAUAGAGUUUAAGGAUCUAUGGGCGCCCCCAUACUAUAGCCCUUCAGGACAUAUGGGUGACCCAUAGUAAAGCUCUCGAAGACUUGAAGGUAUCCCCAUAGUAGAGCCCUUGAGGACUUAGGAGUACCUCCAUCGUAUAGCCCUUGAGGACCUAUACGUGCCCCCAUAGUAUAGUCCUUGAAGACUUGAGGGUACCCCUUUAGGGUUGCCCCUCAUGCGUGCCUAGAUCGGAUCUGAUGGAACAAAUCUUUCACUCAUUUAAUCUGAUCUUUGAACUGAGAUCUGAUGGACCCCUAUAUUUCCUGUACAUUUUCUUCAAAAUGCAAGAAAAUGCGAACUCUGCUGCAUCCUAUAUGAACAACUAUCGAUCUUAUAAAUGAAGAGAUUGCCAUUUGUUUUCAUAUUUUGUACUGUAUAUUCAUAUUUUGUUGAAAAGAAACAUUGUAUAAAUCUGUCACAGGUCUCGAGCAUCUGUAAAUUAUCUGUCUAAUUUAUGAGUAAACAAUUGAUUUUGCAAAUUUACAACUUAACAUAUAGAGAUGAAAAACUCCUGUCAGAAUGGGACGUGUACUUUAGUAGUGUAGAGUAAUAUGCACAUACGAAUGACUCAUAGGGAAACGCGAAAAUUUUUAGUUCGUUUCUUCUUUACACGCUUUUUUCAAUUCUGCUUAACCAUCAUAAUAUUGACGAAAAAGGAAGAAAAAAAAAAACGUGCACACAGUUCUGUAUUUAAACAUCAUCAUAUUUCUGUGCAUCGUCAUUUUUAACUACUCUUUUCACCUAUCAACGACUCGAAUAUCUUCAAAUAAUCAUUUAUUAUGUCUAAUUAUUGUUUUUUCGAUCAAUUACCUGUUGAAUUACUGCAUACAUUAUUCAUCUAUUUUUCGGCACAAGAAAUUCUUCGUACGUUUUCUAAUAUCAGUAAUUAUGUUAACUCUGUGCUGCUCAACAAUUCUGCUUACCGAUUAAAUUUCAAAUCGAUUCGAAAGUCCGAUUAUAAUCUCAUUUGUCGAAACAUUCAACCAGAACAAGUUAUUUCUCUAACAAUUUGCGAUGAUAAUGAUACACCUGGUCAGUCUCAACUUUUCUUUUCUCAUUUCCGAAUUGAACAAUUCACACGAUUGCAUUCACUUACAUUGAUCAGAAUUGAACUUCAAUCAUUAAGAACUAUUUUUUCUGAUUUGUAUAAACUCAAACAAUUGCGUUCUCUUUCAUUUGAUAUUGAAACUGUUCAAUAUAAAUAUCCCAAUGAUACACAUACACUAUUAAUUAACAAUUACACUCAAGUUAUACCUCAAUUAAAUCAUUUACAUUUAAACAAUCGCGAUGUCUUGAUGUCUGGACCACUUCCAUAUCUUCACAGUCUAAAACUUGAAAAAUGUUCAGUUAAUGAACUUGAAACAAUUUUCCAACAAACACCACAACUCAAAUCACUCUGCGUUUGUCUGAAUAUGAAUUCGUUAAAGUUUAAAUUUAACAUACCAAACAAUCAGUUGAUUCGACUUAAUCUAAAAAUCCAUGGUUAUCGUAUAUCAAUUGAAGAAAUUGAACAAUUCUUAUCACAACUUCAUUAUCUGAAACAUUUGGAACUGAUAACUAAAGGUUGGCAAAAUCUUUUCGAUGGAUAUCGAUGGCAAAGAAUAACGAAUACAUUCAUUAUGUUCAAUUUCAAAUUCGAUGCGCCAAAUAUUUUAAUGGCAAAUACUCUCGAGUCAUUUUCUACUCCAUUUUGGCUUGAAAUUAAACAUUGGUUUGUCGGAUACAAAGGCAAUUAUUUAUUUUCAAUACCACAUUUUGCUCCUGAUCAUCUCGAUAUUUCUUCGCAACCAUUAUGUAUUCAUUUGACAGCGCUUAACCACACGAUCAUCUAUGAUGGUCUUAAUAAAAUUACAAUAAGAGAAGACGAUACCAUUGAUAAAAAUCAUUAUUUUACUCAUUCCAAAGAACUUGAACUUAAAUGUUCAAUAUCGUUGAAGAAUCUUACUUCUACCAUUGAUUUAAACCAAAUAAAACAUUUAUCUAUAUUAUCAUUAAAUGAUUUAUUAGGAUUAAUUCCUCUAGAAUCUACUAUGCCUCAACUUCAUGAAUUAUCGAUUAAAGAUGAUGUGACAAGUGAUAUGAUUGAAAUAAUGAAACAUUAUCAAUUUAAACAAAUUCAUAAACUUGAAAUAAGCGUUUUUAGUGAGUACAAUGAUUAUGUGAUUGAAGAAUUAUCUCGUAUUUUUCUAUAUACACAAUAUCUUAUAUAUAAAUCCCCUAUUCAAUCAAAACAAACAAUGGUUCGUUUCAUUGAUGGAUUUAAACAUUUAUCAAAUGCAUCAUUUUACGGUGAUUCUAAAUUCUUUAUUACCGAGUAUAGUUUUCUGCUAAAUCCAAAUUCAUUGAUUAAGUAUUCACAAAGACUUACAAAAGAUAAUUUUACAUGUCGACUUUAUUAUCUAAAAACAUCUCAUAUAACAUGUAGUAUUCAUUGGUGGAUUGAUGAACAGGUAAAUCAUUUUCUUAAAAUAAAAUUAUUCUAA